AUGAAGGUCAUCAUCGUCGGCGCGGGCAUCGGCGGGCUCUCGGCGGCGUUGGCCCUCGCGCUCCAAGGGCACACCGUGACGGUGCUGGAAUCGGCGCCGCAGCUGGCAGAGAUCGGGGCGGGCGUGCAGCUGACGCCGCAGGCGACCAAGCUCUUCUUCCAAUGGGGGCUGAAGGACGACAUUGUCGCCACGGCCGCGUUCCCGGGGACGUUCUUCAUUCACCACCAUCAUGGCGGGCGGGAAGACGGGAGGCCGUUGGGCAGCGUGGACCUGAGGGAUGUGUGGAAGGAGUACGGCGGCCCUUACGUGGUCGUGCACCGCGGCGAGCUGCACAAGAUCCUGCACCGGCACGUCGUCAAGGCCGGGACUACGGUCAAGGUCGACGCCAGGGUGGUCGAGUAUGAUUUCGAGGGCGGCGUCGUGGUGUUGGAGGAGGGACAGAAGAUGGAGGCCGACUUGGUCGUUGCCUGUGAUGGCAUCAAUUCCUUUGCGAGAAAGCAGUUCCUCGGGGAGCAAGACCGCGGCGCACAGAGGACCGGCUGGGCUGCGUAUCGCACCAUGGUCGACGUCUCGAAGAUCCGAGCCAACCCUGCGACGGCAAAUCUGGUCAUGAGGGCAAACAACCACUUAUGGAUCGGCAAAGGCUGCUCGGCCAUGAUCUACCAAAUCCUCGAGUCCACCAAGCUGAACAUGGUCCUCUCGCAUCGUGACGACGUCGACACGGCGACCUGGACGCCAGCGCAGUAUCGCAGCACCAUCGACGCCCUCUUCCAUGGAUGGGAUGCCCAACUGACCAGUGUGAUCGACAUGGUGCGUCCGGACGAGCCGAUCAACAACUGGCCCGUACACCAGGUCGAGCCACUCCCCCGGUGGGUGUCCAAGUCCGGAAGAUUCGUUCUCAUGGGAGACGCGACGCAUGCAAUGGCGUUCUAUCUGUCGAUGGGCAUCUCCAUGGCCGUGGAAGACGCCGCCGCGCUAGCAGAGUGUCUUUCGCUGCUGAAUUCGGCGACAGCCGAGUAUGAUGACACGAACGGUGACUGUGCAGACAGAUCAAGACCAAAGCCCUCUCUUUCCUCCGCUCUCGGCCUCUUCGAAUCGGUGCGCAAACCUCGCGCCGAAGCCGUGCAGGCCGCGAGUCUUCACGCCGGGGAAGUCUUGCACUUGCCUCCAGGUGCGGCACAGGAGAAGAGGGACGCCUUGUUACAGGUCGACGGAAAGACGGAAAGUAAAGAAGACAGGCAGUACGCGUAUGGGAUCGCAGACCGCGAGACGAGGGACUGGUGUUGGGGGUACGAUGCCGCCUUGGAAACGCGGAGAGCGUGGGACGAUCGGUUCAGGUAG
Molecule: messenger RNA, 1341 nt
Organism: Fonsecaea erecta
Lineage: Eukaryota; Fungi; Ascomycota; Eurotiomycetes; Chaetothyriales; Herpotrichiellaceae
Exons: 3
Coding region: 1-1341 (446 amino acids)
Biological process (GO): secondary metabolite biosynthetic process
Molecular function (GO): FAD binding; monooxygenase activity
Source: RefSeq, a predicted model, not a curated record